AUUUCUUCACUGUUUCUAAUCUUGUUGCUUGCAUUUCAUGCAGGCUUGCUGUUGUCGAAUUUGAUCCUUCGAUACCACCCCCACUCCUAAGAAACAAAGAGAACAAAAAUGGCGGAAGCUGUCAUCGUCGGUAUUGCUGGAAAGAUCGUUGCUUAUCUAGGUCCUCAAGCACUAGAAAAUGUUGGAAAGUUAUGGGGCGUUAAGCAAGAACUUGAGGUGCUCAAGGACAGUGUCUCCACUCUUCAGGCAGUACUGGCCCAUGCAGAAGAGCAAUACCACCAGAGUCCCCAAAUUAAAUUUUGGGUUGAUAAACUGAAAGAAGCUUUCUACGAUGCACAAGACGUGCUUGAAGAAUUUAAUAUAGAAGACAUGCGACUAGAACUGAGGGGCCACAAUGAAAUGAUGAAGGAGGUAAGGACAUUUUUCUCAAGUUCAAACCAGCUUGCUUUUAAAAUGAAGAUGAGUUACAAACUAAGAGCAGUUAGGGUGAGAAUCGACGCCAUUAAGGCUGAUAAGGGAUUCCACUUGGAUGAGCGCCCCGAGAGAGAGUGGAGGAAGAGAGAAGAGACGCAUUCGUUUAUACGUGAGGGAAAUAUUAUAGGGAGAGAUGAAGAUAAGAAGGUGGUCAUGGAAUUUGUACUGGAUUCAGACGUGCAAGAGAACGUUUCCAUCCUUCCAAUAGUUGGUAUUGGGGGGCUUGGAAAAACAGCUCUUGCUCAAUGUGUGUAUAAUGAUAACAUUAUCAGUAAACAUUUUAACUUGAAAAUGUGGGUUUGUGUCUCUGAUGACUUUGACAUCAAAAAAAUAGUGAAAAAUAUGAUAGCUUGUGCAAAGACGAAAGAACCAACCGAGGUUGCGAUGGAACGGUUGCAAAGUGAACUGAGGGGAGAGAUUGAUGGAAAGAGAUACCUCUUAAUUUUAGAUGAUGUGUGGAAUGUAGAACGAGAAACAUGGCUGAGCUUGAAAACUUUAUUGUUGGGAGGUGCUGGAGGAAGCAAGAUCCUCAUAACUACACGCCUUACUUCGGUUGCGAAGAUCACCGGCACUGCUUCGCCUCAUCUUCUCAAGGGGUUAGAUGAAAGUGCGUCUCUUGAAUUACUCAUGCAAAUGGCUUGUUGUAAAGAAGAGGAGAUACAAGAUCCUGACAUGCUAGCUAUUGGUAAAGAUAUAGUUAAAGAGUGCUCCGGCGUUCCAUUGGCAAUUCGAACUAUUGGGAGUUUACUCUUUAAGAAGAGUAAGCACGAAUGGUUGCAAUUCAAAGAAAAAGAGCUCCUAGAUGUGUCCCAAAGGGAACACGGCAUAAUAUCAAUACUUAAGCUUAGUUAUGACCAUCUUCCUUCACAUUUGAAACAAUGUUUCGCGUUUUGUUCAUUGUUUCCCAAAGAUUAUGAAAUAAAGAAGCAGACUUUGGUCGAUCUUUGGAUGGCCGAAGGAUUUAUCCAGCCAUCAAAUAGAAGUCCGCAUUUAGAAGACAUUGCUCAUGGCUAUUUCAUGGAUCUACUUUGGAGCAACUUCUUCCAAGAUUUUCAAAAAGACGAGGAGACUUGCAAGAUGCAUGAUCGAUGCAUGAUCUAG
Molecule: messenger RNA, 1575 nt
Organism: Syzygium oleosum
Lineage: Eukaryota; Viridiplantae; Streptophyta; Magnoliopsida; Myrtales; Myrtaceae
Product: putative disease resistance protein RGA4
Exons: 2
Coding region: 109-1575 (488 amino acids)
Biological process (GO): defense response to other organism
Molecular function (GO): ADP binding
Source: RefSeq, a predicted model, not a curated record